GUGCCAGAUCUACAACUCUCAGUCUGUAAAAGGCUUAUGAUACAAACUUGGUCCAAAGAAACUAGUUUACAGUGUUUUAACACAGUUCAGAACAUCUUAUGUCCUCAGUACAAUGCAACUUGGAACAAUUCGUUAACUGAAACAUCUAUAGAUGAGUUUCUAUCUCAAACUGGAAAUUUCUACAAAAUAACUGAUCUUAUUGAAACUCUUGACGGUAUGAAAAGGAACAGCUCAAUUUGGAAUUCCCAGAUUUUAAAUUCCUCUGGACCUUCCACAACAUUCAGGAAAAAUUUGGUUCCAUACGUUGAAAACUAUGGGUUACUGUGCUUUUCUUGGAAGCAUAAAAUCUCUGAAUUCUCUAGACUUCGAAUUAUUCCCACCAAGAAUUCAGAUAAUGUGUUUAUGCUGAUACAUAAGAAGGGACAAAUAAGAUUAAACUCCAAAACUGAUUUGACAGAAAUUCCAUAUAUUCCAUACAUUAUGGAUACACAGCUGGACAUUGAGGCAAACAGAUUUCUUUCUACAUCUAACAUGGAAUGUGAGGAUGGACUUGAAACUUAUGAUUUGUGUUCUGAAAUGACAAUGUGGAAGAGAUUGGAAAAUAAUUGUAUUCCACCAUUUUGGAUGCAACUACAGAAUAUUUCAAACUGCAUAAUGCAUGCAGCAUUCAAUAUUUUCCAAACUAGCCCUGAAGAAUGUUUAAUACCAUGUUCUCAGAUUAAAGUAAAUAUCAAGCAAAAUCCUGUGGACUGGCUUUACAUCUUGGUAAAUCCUAAGCUCCCCAUCAACACUGUCAUCCCUGGAUACUAUUUGACCAUUCCUUCCUAUAUUCUCUAUUCUGAAAUGCAGGAAAGUUACACUGCCAUUUCUUUUAUUGCUGAAUUUGGAGGUUGGGCCGGAUUGUUCCUAGGAGU
Messenger RNA from Eurytemora carolleeae, 914 nucleotides. RefSeq lists its product as uncharacterized. The record is from RefSeq and is a predicted model, not a curated record. The annotation marks the transcript as partial. The transcript has 5 exons. Lineage: Eukaryota; Metazoa; Arthropoda; Copepoda; Calanoida; Temoridae.